AUGAGGAAGAAUGGAUGGCGGUUACCUUAUCAUCCUCUGCAGGUGGUGGCUAUUGCUGUUUUUUUGGCUCUUGGGUUUGCUUUCUAUGUGUUCUUUGCUCCUUUUGUUGGGAAGAAGAUUUAUCAGUAUAUUGUUACAGGACUCUACACACCUCUGAUCGCUAGUGUCUUUGGACUAUACAUUUGGUGUGCGGCAGCUGAUCCAGCAGAUCCAGGGGUUUUUAAGUCCAAAAAGUAUCUUAAAAUUCCAGACAGCAAAAAGCUUAGCAGGUUCAAGGAUUCUAAACAAGGAGGGGAAUCAAAUUCAUCCGUGCACGAUGGAAAUGCUUCAACAAUUGGACCAAAGUCUAUGGAUAAGGAGGCAUUCGGAACCGAAGCAAGUUUUAAAGAUGCUGCUAUUUCCAAAGAGAAGAAAACUGCAUCACCGCCUUCACCAUCCUGUUUUCUAUGGCUUUUCUCUCCUUGUGCUUAUGUAUGCAGCCGCUCUAGUUCACAUGACGACUCUUCUGAUAAACUAGCUAGUGAAGACGGCAUGUUCUACUGCAGUUUGUGUGAAGUUGAGGUCUUCAAGUACAGCAAGCACUGUAGAGUUUGUGACAAGUGUGUUGAUAGCUUUGAUCAUCAUUGCAGAUGGCUUAACAACUGCAUUGGGAAAAAGAACUACCGAAAUUUUUUCACCCUUAUGGUUGCGGCUCUUCUCUUGCUUAUUCUUCAAUGGUUGACUGGGAUAGUUGUGCUCGUCUGCUGUUUUAUGAAGAGGAAGGAAUUUUCCGUUGACGUGUCCUCCAAGUUGGGAAGCAGUUUCUCUCUUGUACCUUUUGUUAUUGUAGUGGCAGUUUGUACCAUUUUGGCUAUGAUUGCUACCUUGCCUCUUGUUCAGCUUUUCUUCUUUCAUAUUCUUCUCAUUAAAAAGGGAAUCAGCACAUAUGAUUACAUCAUAGCUUUGAGGGAGCAAGAUCAGCAAGGAGUUGGAGGUCAGCAGAGUCCUCAAAUGUCACCUGUUAGCUCGAUUACCGGACUAAGCAGUGCAAGCUCCUUUUCUACUUUCCAUCGCGGUCAAUGGUGCACACCGCCACGCAUGUUUAUUGACGAUCAGUUUGAUGUAGUGCCACAAGAUACUGCUUCUGUAAGUUCUCGAGGAAAGAAGUCAAUUCGAGAAGAACCGGUUAAGAAAAAGAAUCCCGGAGCAGUCAAAAUUAGUCCGUGGACACUGGCACGCUUAAAUGCAGAAGAGGCUAGAAGCGGAUCAUACCUCUGGAAGCAGUGGACGACGAAUGGCCCCAAGGAGGCCAGAAUGUCUAGUCUAGCACCUCUCCAGCUCGAAGCGCGGACAACUCAAGUCCUGUCAAGCUCAAGCGGCAUUGUUGCGUCUUCUCCAGAAAGCAGUUUAGACUCGCCAGAUAUCCAUCCAUUUUGCGUGCCUCCGGCGGAAGGCGAAUCAACAAGACGGCUUGGAAGUCUUUCAGUCGGUGAUUCAGCAACAACAAAAGGGUUUCCAUUUUCAAGAUCAGCUAGUGAUGGAUAUGAUGCUUCUGGCGGGGAAGACAGUGACAGGGUUCCAACAAGGAUUGUUGACAGAUCAACAACAAAUUGGAGUAAUCUUCUUUUCAAUGCUGAUCAAGAUGAGAGAGGUUUUGAAACAAAAUCAUCAACUAGCUUUGUUAAUAAUAGAAAGUUGUGA
This is a messenger RNA of Vicia faba (fava bean), 1680 nucleotides long. Lineage: Eukaryota; Viridiplantae; Streptophyta; Magnoliopsida; Fabales; Fabaceae. The record is from the annotation of a GenBank genome assembly.